UUAUAAUAAUUGCUCUGACUCACUGAUUUUAUGGAACAUUUUAAAUUAUAGGUAUUAUUCAGUUAACGUAAUACAAUAUUUAUAAAUACACAAAAACUUGAUUUCAACUCGGUACUGGACCGAUGUUUGUGAGACAAAUAAACAUCUUCCAUCAUUUAAAUAGCAGUGGAUUUUAGUGGUUUUCAGUCAAUAACAAUGGUGUUAGAACUGUUCUUUUUGGUGUUAGUGGCAUUAUUUGAUGCCCAUGUGCAAAGUGAGAUUACGGUAAAUGUUUAUACUAAUAAUUUUCAAUCAAAAGAAGCGAUUAUCCCAUCAAUCGAGAGCUUAAAAAGUGUUAUUCCAAAUAAAACUUACAGGGUGGAAAUUUCAAACCAGACUAUUGCUAGAUUACCUAGCGGAGUGUUAGAAGGUGCGACUAUUAGCGAACUAAAACUCAAGCAUGACCAACUAAAAGACAUUGAGCCCGGUGCUCUGCAGGGAGCACACAUCAACGCAAUUUUGUUAGAUCACAACGAAAUUGAAACCGUCAAAAAAGGCGUCUUCAACAAUAGGUCAAUAUGGAAGCUUCAUUUAUCCAACAACCAGAUUUCCACCAUCGAGGAUGAUGCUUUCGACACUUUGGAUGUGAGUUUUCUACAACUAAACAACAAUAAUCUUGAAAACAUUAGGGCAGGUAUAUUUCAUAAUACUAAAGUUUCAACCUUAGAUUUGAGCAAUAACAAAAUUCAAAAAAUUGAAGUGAAUGCUUUAACUCAGAUAACAAGUCUAUUCAACGUUCAACUAAGUAACAACCUUAUUAAAGAUCUUGGAGGAAUUUUCUCUAAGUUGUUUACUGUAACUAACCUUAACUUGGGCAACAAUAAAAUUGAAGUUAUUGAACCGAAUAGUUUUGCUGGUUCCAGGCUAUUCACAUUACAUCUUCAAGAUAACAACAUAAAAGAACUAAAAACAAACUCUUUUAAUGGCCUAAGUUUGAACUUUUUGAAUCUUAGUAACAAUCACAUUUCGUCAAUCGACAGUGACGCUUUCGCAGAUCAGCCCCAAAUUUCUUCGAUUAUUCUCUCACACAACAAUAUUGGAAAUUUGGAAUCAAAAUUUCUUAAGGGCAUAAAUUCACAACAUGCAUCUUUGUUUUUAGAUAACAACAACAUCGUUAAUGUAGAGCCUGGAGCAUUUGACGAUAUUGUCAUUGGAGUAUUGAAGUUACAAGAAAAUAAAAUUGAAUUAAUUAAGAGAGGAGUUUUUAACAAAAAGAAUUUCUACUCCAUCAAUUUGGCAAAACACAAAAUUUCUAAAAUUGAAGACAGAGCAUUCAAAGACUUGGUUGUAGACAGUCUUACGCUUUCAAAAAAUCUACUUAGUACUCUCAAAAAAGAUGCAUUCCUUGGAGCUAAGAUCAGUAAUGUUAAAUUAGAUAAUAAUCAAAUAAGUAACAUUGAAAAUUCUACUUUCCAUCACAUUAACAGUUUGAAACGUCUAGACCUCAGUAAUAACCGAAUUGGAGAUAUUACAAACCUGUUUAGCUAUUUAGAUCAAUUGAAUGAUCUUAACUUGGACAACAACUUAAUUAAAGUACUUAACCCAAACGACUUUGCAGGCUCCGAAAUAACUACUCUUUCUAUUAAUAACAAUCAGUUGGUUCAAAUCGGCAAGGGAGUUUUCAAUGAUCUUCUAUUUAUGUCUAUCUCUCUUAUUGAUAACUUGAUUUCUAAAAUCGAAGAAGGUAGUUUUGAUGAUACAGACGAACUUCUUAACUUGAGACUUGGAAGCAACAAAAUUGGCGAUUUUACUCCUGCUUCGUUGGGAACACUAAACAACGAAGAAUUAGAAUUAAGCCUUGACGAUAAUGGGAUUUCCAAUAUUGCACCCAACUCAUUCAGCCAAGUAACAGCACUUUCAUUAAAACUUCAAAACAACUCCUUAACGGCCAUUAAAAGAGAUGGAUUUAAAAGUGCAGAAAUCGGUUUCAUUAGUUUGUCCAAAAACCAGAUUUCUAGCGUAGAAGAAAAUGCUUUUGAAGAUGUUAAGGGACUGAAUUUAAUUGAUUUAAGCUUUAACAAACUACAUGUGCCAGUUAGUUCCAACUCAAAGCAUAUCAAUUUAUUUGUCACACCCGGAGCUGACUUAAGUAAAUACAGAAGUGAAACUUUAGACAAUCUGGCUCAGGCAUCACGUGGAAAUCGGGUCGAGUUUUAAGCACAAAAGUGUUUUAAUAUUUCUUGUAUAUUGAAUAUUUUUGUUCAUUUUUACUAUAGGAAACUUAUUGUUCUUCAAUUGUUAAAAAUUGACAAUACUGUUUUAAUUCUUUUACUAUAUUGUUUUAUCAUUGUUGUUUCUUAAAUAAGGGAAAUAUUGUGAUUCACCUGCAAAAUGUCUUUUCCACAAAGUAAUUUGCUUUUUAUUGUGUACAUAUUAACAAUAUUUUCCCAGGUUUGUUUAAUUUGUUUAAUUGGAAAUUUCGCUAUGUAAUUAUUUCGUAGAUAUUUCAUUACCCUUAUCUAUUAGUUUAAAAGUAUGUAAUGUGUUCUUGUCCUUGUCUUUGUUUUAUAUUAUAAAAAUUACAGUAUUAAAAUAUUCUUUGA
Molecule: messenger RNA, 2582 nt
Organism: Diabrotica virgifera virgifera (western corn rootworm)
Lineage: Eukaryota; Metazoa; Arthropoda; Insecta; Coleoptera; Chrysomelidae
Product: leucine-rich repeat-containing protein 15-like
Exons: 1
Coding region: 196-2196 (666 amino acids)
Cellular component (GO): extracellular matrix
Molecular function (GO): protein binding
Source: RefSeq, a predicted model, not a curated record